ACAGUAAGUCCCCUCUUUCAUUCCCGAGCUGCAACAUUGAUACUGUAACGGGAAUUAUUCAAUCCUGGCUCCGCUUAUGGAGACGCCGAGGUUGUGAGUCAAAGAGUCGAGUUGCCCGCUCAUAUGUAUGAAUAUGAAUAUGAAUAAUACCCGCUUGUAGCUUUGAGUAGUGACCAUUCUCUCCAAGUGGUAGAAUUGCGCUAUUGCGCUCCCGAAAAGACUUGCGGGUACUUGAGUUGGGUUGCAUGAAGUUAUCGUCGUCACGUGUUCUGAGUCAUUUACUUGGUCAUCAGAGCUGCAUCAAACAUGCUUCAAGGAAGAGAUUUUUGGUGGCUGUAUUACGAGAUGUGAUAUAAGAGAUUAUUUAAUACUGUUUAGAAAGUCCAAUUCAAAGUCCAUCAUUGCAAUUAUAUUCCUUCAAAUCUUUGACUAAUUCCAAAAUUUACUCUUCAAAACCCACAUCUCAUCUCUCUCCAACCAUAUAUAAGAUCAUGAACCCACAAGAUCUCAACGAAAAGGCACACCCAAUCUCCCUCAACUUCAUCGAAACUCGCAAAGACUCAAUCACAAGUUCCCCAUCCCUCCUAUCCCAAAUGCGUCACCGUCUCCGCUUCAUCUCCUUCUGGAACAUCAAACCUGGCUCUCGCGUCCUAGAAAUUGGUUGCGGACAAGGUGAUACGACUGUUGUACUCGCUGAUGCCGUUGGUGAGGAUGGACAUGUUGAUGCUAUUGAUCCGGGGAGUUUGGAUUAUGGCUCCCCCCAAACCCUCGGCCAAGCACAACAACACAUCAAAUCCUCUCCCCUCGGCCCGCGCGUCACAUUCCACUGCCCAAUGGAUACAAUAACCUACCUAACCUCCUACACCGGCCCAAAAUACGACUACGCAGUCCUCUCCCACUGCAUAUCCUACUUCCCCCACCCCACAACCCUACCCACCCUCCUCACCUCUCUCGGUCCACACACCACCAAACUCUGCAUCGCAGAAUGGUCCCUCUCCCCCUCCCUCCUCUCCCCCGCCCCAUCAACCCCACACAUCCUCGCCACCCUGCUCUUCACCUACAUGGAGACCCUCCUCUCUUCCCCCUCGGAAAACAAUAUCCGCACCGCUCUAUCGCCUGCGCAGAUCAAAGCCUCGGUACCCUCGAGGUUUAGGUUGGAGAGAGAGGAAAUGCUGGAGACGGAUAGAGAGAUGCAGGAUGGGUAUUGGGAGGUUAAGGAUUUGCUGGGGAGGGGGAAGAGGGAGUGGUGGGGUUUAGAUGAGAUUGCGAGGGAUGAGAAGGAGAGGGCUGUGCUUGAGGGGUGGUUUUGGGCGCUGAGGGAGGCGACGGAAGCGGUCGGUGGUGUCGAGGAGGUUAGGUGUAUGAGGGUUUGGGUUGGGGUAUUUGGGUUGGGGGGUGAUGGGGAGGCUUAGUUUUGGUUUCUGGGCGAGAGAGAGAGGUGGGUUUGAGGUUGUUUUUGAUUUAAGCUCGAUUGAUUGUUGAUAUCCUUAGAUAUUUUGCCUUUUGCUCUGUGUUAUUUAAAAAUUUUAGUCUGUUCUCUGUAUUCCUGUUAUUCUGGCUAAGCAUACUGCAUCUGAGCUAGAAGUGAGGAGAGUCAAGCGUUGGCGUGCAGUUCUAGCUUUUGUUUUUGCUAGAAGUCCUUUUCCGAACCUUACAUACUUCUAUCAAAAAAUUCAGAAUCUCAUACCAAUCAUGUUCCCUCGUAAUUCAAGUUCAUAAC
Molecule: messenger RNA, 1720 nt
Organism: Mollisia scopiformis
Lineage: Eukaryota; Fungi; Ascomycota; Leotiomycetes; Helotiales; Mollisiaceae
Exons: 4
Coding region: 492-1412 (306 amino acids)
Source: RefSeq, a predicted model, not a curated record